Molecule: messenger RNA, 756 nt
Organism: Blepharisma stoltei
Lineage: Eukaryota; Ciliophora; Heterotrichea; Heterotrichida; Blepharismidae
Source: the annotation of a GenBank genome assembly
AUGGUAGACAAAAAAGUAACUUGGCUAGGAAGAUAUAGAGUGGCCACCGCAUUGACAUUAGGAGUCUUAGAGCUUGCGUAUGUGAUCGCAUUGACGCUAGUUUUAUUAUCAAAUGAAAAUGAUUGUGAUAUGCCGAUACGACUUUGGCUUCAAGUUUUAUUAUCUGUCUUCUGCUUUCAUUUGAUUUUAUUAGUCAUUUCUGAAAUCAGCACUCCACAUUGUCCUUAUUAUUUAUCAAGCUUGCUAAUCUUCCUUCUUCCAUGAGCGAACAAAACAUUGAAAAAAUCGUAUUUUUUUGGAAAUUAACCCUCUCUGAGGGAGCUAAAAAGUAUUUUAUAUAAGUAUUCGAAAUAUACGUGAUUAUUAUAAUAUAAUCUUGAGCUACUUCUAUUAAAUUUAGGCAGCUUGCAUUGUAAAAUAUUAAUCUUAUUUUUUUUUCUCUAAAUUUUAGUUGAAAAAAAAAACUAAUAUAAAAUUUUAAUUUUCCUUGUUCUCAGAAGGAGAGUAAGUGUAUUCUCAGCUUCUUUAAAUGCAAUAUUAGGGACUUUUAUGGUUGUGUGGCUUAUUUUAGGGAAUAUUUGGUAUUAUAGUGUCAACGAUUCUUGUAAAACAGACUUUUAUGAAGGAUAUAUGGCGACAUUUGUGAUUUUAGUUGUUUAUUAUGUAUUUCUGGCAUCAGCAUGCUGUAUGGGAUGCUUGUUGAUAAUAAUGAUUAGUCUUGGGAGUGGGAUUACCAAUAAAGCUGCUGAUUAUUAA